AUAUUUUCGGCUGUUCUUGUGCAGAACACAUUUUAUGCAGUGUUUUCCUGUGCAGUACAGAAUUCUUGGGAAAGCUGGCGGGCCUUUUAGAGUAACGUUAAAAAAAAACUCAUUGCAUUGCCGCAAUAUAAUUUAUUGGCGCACUGUAAAACUACCAGCAAAACUGGGACAGACCAUGCUGCCCGGUCUUCUGAACACGACUGCGUAAGAAGAGCUGUACAUGUGCGAGCUUCAUUUCCUGGACAUGAUAGAGCUGGAUUAAGAUUGUAGGCUGCGUAUUUGCCAAGGUCAGACUCGAUGGAAAAAAAAAGCCGUGAAGCUGAUUGGGAAUGAGUUGAGAUGAAGAGACCAGCUGCAACGUGUUUCUUUUCGUAUAGUCCGUCGCACAGAAACAAGUGGAUCUUUAUUUUUUUAUAAAUAUACAUCAUCGGUGAGUCGCUUCUCUCAAAUCUCUGCUGUGGUGGGGGAAGGGACUCAGAUGCAUUAGAACAUCGAAUGGUGAUCUUGACUGCUGCACCAACCCGUUCCUCUGUGGACUGGAUAAAAGGGUACACACUUGAAAGGUAAAAGGUCGUCGUUGGUCGCUCAAAGAAACCCCCAUGAUUCCUAUAUGCCCAGUUGUUUCUUUUACGUAUGUGCCUGGCCGGCUAGGCGAAGAUGCCAAAAUGGCUACCAGUAACUACUUUGGAUUUGCCCAUGGUGGUGCUGCGCAGUACAGCCAACAGCCGGCCACUGGCAUCGCAUACUCUCAUCCGACCACAGCUGGCAGCUACACAGUCCACCAGGCACCAGUAGCUGCUCAUGCUGUGACAGCAGCCUAUGCUCCUGCAGCUGCUGCUACAGCAGCCAGACCAAUUCCUGCUGCAGCUGCAGCAGCUGCUGCCACAGCAGCCUAUGGAGGAUACCAAGCCACACAUACCGCAGCAGACUAUGGAUAUACACAGCGGCAACAAGAAGCCCCUCCACCACCACCACCAGUCACCUCGCAAAAUUAUCAGGACACCUAUACAUACGUGCGCUCUACAGCACCAGCAAUAGCCUAUGACAGCAAACAAUAUUAUCAACAGCCUGGUGCUGCAGCUCAGCCACAACCAACUGCCGCAGAAGCCUACUAUCAAGCUGCUGCCAAGGCAGGAUAUAGUCAAGCUGCGACACAGUAUACACAAGCUCAACAGACUCGACAGGUGACAGCUAUCAAGCCAGCUACACCAAACCCAACUACUACCUUUACCGUUUAUCCUGUUUCCACAACUGUGCAGCCAGCAGCUGCAGCAGCUGCCACCGUGGUUCCGUCCUAUACUCAAAGUGGUACAUAUAGCUCAACUGCUGUGACGUACACUGGAGCGACAUAUGCUGGAUAUGAAGCUGCGGUGUAUUCUGCUGCAUCUUCCUAUUACCAACAGCAGCAGCAACAACAACAGCAACAACAGAAACAAGCUGCAGCUUGGGCUGGGAGCACUUUCACUAAGAAAGUUCCUUUCCAGAAUAAGCAGAAACCAAAGCAGCCACCUAAGCAACCUCAGAUCCAUUACUGUGAUGUUUGUAAGAUCAGUUGUGCUGGGCCACAGACUUACAGGGAACAUUUGGAAGGACAAAAACAUAAGAAAAAGGAAGCUGCUCUGAAAACUACUAAUCAAAGCAGCAAUGCUGGAACAGCUCGAAGCAUUCAAAAUCAACUGCGUUGUGAACUCUGUGAUGUCUCUUGCACUGGAGCUGAUGCAUAUGCUGCUCAUAUUCGUGGAGCAAAGCAUCAGAAGGUGGUCAAGUUGCAUACUAAGCUUGGCAAGCCCAUUCCAUCAACAGAGCCUAGCAUGGUCAGCCAGACAACAACUACAACUACAGCUGGGACCUCUGUCAAGCCAGCUACUCCAAAUCCACCCACAGGAUCCAGCAGUGGAAUGGCUGCUGCAACUCCCACUGUUUCCACUGUUGUAAAGACUAAUCCGGUUGCUGCUGUAUCUGUCAAUAAUGUGGCUAAUAAGCUACUUGCUGCAAAAAAAGCACCAACCCCAAAGAUUACUUUCAUAGGUGGUAACAAGUUGCAGACUGCAGGAACUAUAAUUGAGGAAGCCAAAACACCUGAAGUUAAGUUGGCAACACCACCUGUUCAAGAGACCAAAUCAGAGGCAGUGGUGGAGCCAAUAACAGCACUUGCUGCAUUGCAGAGUGAUGUUCAGCCUGUUGGUCAUGAUUAUGUGGAAGAGGUUCGAAAUGAUGAAGGCAAAGUGAUUCGCUUCCAUUGUAAGUUAUGUGAGUGUAGUUUCAAUGACCCAAAUGCAAAGGAAAUGCAUUUGAAAGGAAGAAGACACAGGCUGCAGUAUAAGAAAAAAGUAAAUCCUGAAUUGCAAGUUGAAGUAAAGCCAAGCAUUAGAGCAAGAAAAAUUCAAGAAGAAAAAAUGAGAAAACAAAUGCAGAAAGAAGAAUAUUGGAGACGGAGGGAGGAAGAAGAGCGCUGGAGAAUGGAAAUGAGGCGCUAUGAAGAGGACAUUUACUGGAGGAGGAUGGAAGAAGAGCACCAUUACUGGGAUGACCGCCGCAGAAUGGCUGACGGAUAUCCACCAGGGCUACUUGGUGUUCGACCUGGAAUGAUGCAGCCCCAGGGGCCACUGCCUCCUAGGCGUCCAGACUCAUCAGAUGAUCGCUAUGUUAUGACAAAACACGCUGCUAUCUACCCAACUGAAGAGGAGCUGCAGGCUGUCCAGAAGAUCGUUUCACAUACUGAGCGUGCUCUUAAACUUGUGUCUGACUGCAUAACAGAGCAAGAUAAACCAAAGAACAAAGAGGAUGAUAAGAAAGAUAUAGCAAAAGAUAGAAGAGAUGAUAGCCAGAGAGCUUUGAAGGGUGUCAUGCGAGUUGGUGUACUUGCUAAAGGGUUGCUGUUACGUGGGGACAAAAACGUGAACCUUGUACUGCUCUGCGCCGAGAAACCGACUGGAGCACUGCUGAAUCGCAUUGCAGAUAACUUGCCAAAACAGCUUGCGGUCACUACUCCUGAGAAGUAUGAAGUGAAGUGCUGCAUUCCUGACUCAGCCAUAAUUAUUACAUCAAAUAUGGAACCAAAAAUGCAAGUCACCAUCACACUUACAUCACCGGUCAUUAGAGAGGAGAACAUGGGAAUUGGAGAUGUAACCUCGGUUAUGGUGAAAGACCCACCGGACGUCUUGGACAGGCAAAAAUGCCUUGACGCUCUGGCUGCUCUCCGCCACGCUAAGUGGUUCCAGGCUAGGGCCAAUGGUUUGCAGUCUUGUGUGAUUAUUAUUCGCAUCCUACGUGAUCUCUGCCAACGGGUACCAACCUGGGGAGUUUUGCCAAGCUGGGCCAUGGAGUUGCUGGUGGAAAAAGUAAUCAGUAGUGCUUCUGGACCACUUAGUCCGGGUGAUGCCAUGAGGAGAGUUUUUGAAUGUGUUUCAUCUGGAAUACUCUUACCAGGUGGUCCUGGCCUAUAUGACCCUUGUGAAAAGAACCCUAGUGAUACAUUGAAUUCAGUUACUGGACAGCAGCGGGAAGAUAUAACAGCUAGUGCACAGUUUGCUCUGAGAUUAGUAGCAUUCCGUCAGAUUCACAAAGUCUUGGGAAUGGAUCCAUUACCUCAGAUGAAUCCACGUUUCAGUGUUCGUAAUCGAAAGAGGAGGAGGGACAACAGUGAUGGGACGGAUGGACUGGAAGCAGAGGGAAAGAAGGAUAAAAAAGAUUUUGACAGUGGAGAAUUUUAAAUCAUUUUGCAGAAUGUCCAAGGUUGUUAAUACAAUAUUGACUAUCUAUGGACUUAAAAAAAAAAGGUCUGAUUUGUAAGUGUUUCAAUAUUAUUUUAAAUAUGUUAAAUGUAAAUAAGGUACUCACACUCUACACUCGAGUGGCAUGUUGUCUAAGCAUAUUUAAACAAACCAAUUGUUAAUGGUCCCAUUUGUGACACUUAUACAGAACUACUAAAUUACAUAAAUUUUCUUUCUAUUGUUUUACUAUUAGUGCUAAACCUGUUUUAUAAUUUGAAGAGAUGCUUAUGUAAAUUAGUUUUGCUUCCUUCAACAUUCAUCUGUUUAGAAUGAUAAAAGCAGGGUGGAGGGUCAUGUAGAUUCCACAAAUACAGGUGAAAGUAUUUCUAAGGACUUGCAAUGUAAUACUGGAACUUGAAUUCAACUAAACACAUGCUUUUUGCAGAACCUGUGACUUGUCUGUUAAGUAUAAAAGAUAAAUGUGAAUAAGAAUUUGAAUUUCUUCAGUUUAUCUAAAGUUCUUAGCUGUGCAUCAGCGAAAAAAAAGCAGUUCUAUGUUGGGCUUGCCAGCAGUUUUAAUGCAGUGCUUUUACAUUCAUUCCUAGUACAUCAGCUUGCAUGACUGAUCUAUACCCUUGGAAGUUUGUGUUGUAGAAAUGCUUUUUAUGAAGCUAACAGUUUUCAUGUUUUUCUUUUGUUUUGUUUUGUUUUCAAUGGAAAAGUUAUGUAGUUUGUUUUAUAUGGUUCAAAUAUGUAGUAAUAAGCUUGUAUGCAAUUACCAUGUUGAACAUUUCUGUUGUAAUUGAGGUUGGAUUGUACCCCUUGUGUAUACUUUGUCAAUUCUUACUCAACAAUAAAACUUAAAGCAACACCAACAUUAUCCUCAAGUUUUUGUUGGAUUUUGCAUGAUCCGGCACUACUGCUACUAACUAUGUGAAAUGUUUUUGUGUAGUGGUGUUUUUUGGCGGGGGCGGGGUGGGGGAGAGGAGUCCAGAGGUUAUCACAAAAAUUAGACAUGUAUUAUAUGUUGUACUAUACAUUUUUCAGUGGAUCAUCCUUGGUUUAAAGAAGGGUGGGUGAUUGGGUCACACAAAUACAGCAGCCAAUCAGGGGUAACUAAUUAGAUGAGGCAGUGGUAACUAAUUAGAUGAGGCGGUGGUUAAACUACCAAACUAGUAACCCAAAGGUGUAUAUUUAGAAUCCAGAGACCAGAGUUCAAAUUCCACCAUUGCAAUAAUAACAUUUAAAUUCAAUUAAUAACUUGGAAUUUUAAAAAAGCAGCUGACCAUGGAACUAUUGGAUUAUCAUCCAACAUUAAUGUCAUCUUUACCCAGUGUCACCUGAUUGUUGUGGGUCUGGAGUCACAAUGCAAUUGAUUCUUAAAUGUUGUCUGGAAUAGUCUAGUAAGCCACUCUGUUCAGAGCAAUUGGGGAUGGACAAUAAAUGCUGCUCACACCUCAAAACAUAACUAAUUAUGAGCAGUUACCAACACAAAACAAUAACAUAGCAGACAAAUAGUUCUCACUGUACAAAGAUUUAUAGUUUUUUCUCUCGCCAUGCAAACUGCUGUCAAAAAUCAAAAUAAGCACUGUAUUUGUGAUUUUUACUGCAUUACUAUCGAUGUUUAUUUUGGGAGAGAGUGCAGAGGGCAUUGACCAGAAUGUUAACUGAAUUGAAGGACUUCAGUUAUGGGGAGAAACUGAAUAGGCUGGAUUUGUUUUCCCUAGAGCAAAGGGCAUUGAGGGGUAACCAUUAGGUUAGAAUGAUGGUCAGGAUCUUUUCCCCAUAAUUGGGGUAUCAAACAAGACAGCUUAGUUUUAAGGUGAGGGAGGAGUUUUUGAGGGGAUCUGAGGAGGAAGUUUUUAAACAGUGUUUGAUAUCUGGAAUUUGCUGCUGGAGGUGGCGGAGUCAGAUACAAUUACAACAGUUAAGACAUUUGGACAGGCAAAGUAUAGAAGGAUACAGACCUAAUGUGGGCAAAUGGGAUUAAUGUAAAUAGGCAGAAAGAUCGGCGUGGACUUGGUGGUUAGAGUCUCUUUCUGUGCUGUACAACACUAUGAAAAGUUCAAAAUUGUGGCUCCAAUCAAACAUUAGAGCAACUUGAUCUGGCUUCUCUUGGCUCUUGUUAAUGUUAAUUUAUAAAUGAUUGUCAUUUCAUAAUUUCUAAUGUUCAAAUUGCUGAUUUUUGUUAUUUUGUGAACAUAGUACAUAUGUAUACAUUGGCAGGAAUCAUUAAUUUCAUUAAAAUAUAUGCUGAACAACCUUGUAACAUUUGGCCA
Molecule: messenger RNA, 5992 nt
Organism: Pristis pectinata (smalltooth sawfish)
Lineage: Eukaryota; Metazoa; Chordata; Chondrichthyes; Rhinopristiformes; Pristidae
Gene: zfr
Product: zinc finger RNA binding protein
Exons: 21
Coding region: 600-3713 (1037 amino acids)
Cellular component (GO): precatalytic spliceosome
Molecular function (GO): double-stranded RNA binding; single-stranded RNA binding; zinc ion binding
Source: RefSeq, a predicted model, not a curated record